AUGGACACUCCUCCUACAACUCCAGGAUUAGACGCGACCGGCGAUGCCAAACCUGACACUCGCCACGCCCUCGCCUCCGUUCUGACUCCUCCAACCUCGCCACGUGUGAGUCGGUUGUCUUCCUACAUUUCGACUGUUACGACCCCUGAUCCUACGCCUCAAUCGCCAACAUUGGGUUCGCGGUCGCAAGGCCGGGGCAUGAGUCUUGAUCCUAUCCAGACGGAUCUACCCCAAAGCCGGACAGCCCCCGCGGGAUAUUUGGUACCCAAGUGUCCCUUUGACGUCGAAAUCCUCAAGGACCAGCGCGGAAGAGAUGCCAUCUUCGGCACCGGCGCAUGGAGCAUCGUCUACAAAGCCACGACGCGCCCCAAGGCAUGGUCUGCUUCAGAAUCUUUGACGCCACCACAGUCUCCUACCGUAUCCACGCCCGCGCUUGUCGCCGUCAAGACACCCAGCCGACAAGACGCGGCCAUCAUCCUCAGAAACGAAGCCAAAGUCCUCAGCUAUCUCCACAGCUUAUCUGGAAGCGAUCGAUAUAUUGUCGCCUUCCACGGCAUACUUGACGAUGCCACCCUGGUUCUCGAAGCCAUACCACUUUCACUGGAAGCGCAUAUUCGCAAACGCGCCGUUGCCGCAUCGCGCGAAUUCUCGACUUGGACCAUGAACGAACCUGUCAUCGGCAGCACCAGCACAUGGUUACAACUCGCACACCGACUCAUCUCCGCCCUCGUCUGGCUUCAUGGCGAAGCUGGCGUCGUGCACGGCGACAUCAAGCCUGGAAAUAUCCUGCUCUCGAAUAUGCAGGAGUCGGACUCUCCCACCGACGACUUGACCUUUGAUCCCAUCUACGCCGACUUCUCGUCUGCGCAGCUCCUGAUCGCUGACGAACCUACUCCCAACACUCUGUCUGCGGUGACGAGAGAAUACACGGCCCCCGAACUUCUCAAGUCAAGUGUCCUACGUGAUCCUACUUCGACUGCCACCACAGCCUCCGAUGUGUUUUCCCUCGCCGUCACUCUCCUCGUCGCUGCGACAGGUCAGCUACUCGUAUACCCUGGCAGUGUAUUCCAACGGCAACUAAUGGCAACGCAAGGAUGGAUGGUUCUCGACCACGUGAGAAACGGAGAGCAAGGCUCGAGAGUGCCUCGAAUGGGUGUGGUUGAGAGAGUCCUCGAACGAGCAGUUCUGAAGGCUGACAUGGGUCGCAUCGGUGCGCGGGAGUGGCUGGACAUCGUGGAGAGCAUGGGCAAGGGUCAGCCGAGAAAAUCAUGA
This is a messenger RNA of Capronia coronata CBS 617.96, 1272 nucleotides long. RefSeq names its product serine/threonine protein kinase. Gene Ontology annotation, molecular function: protein serine/threonine kinase activity; ATP binding. Lineage: Eukaryota; Fungi; Ascomycota; Eurotiomycetes; Chaetothyriales; Herpotrichiellaceae. Gene Ontology annotation, cellular component: cytoplasm. The record is from RefSeq and is a predicted model, not a curated record. The transcript has a single exon. Gene Ontology annotation, biological process: autophagy; peptidyl-serine phosphorylation. Bases 1 to 1272 code for a protein of 423 amino acids.